UGGCGGUAUAAGAGGCCGUGCGUGGGGCUGGGUGCUGGCGUGAGGUUGGGGAAGGCGCAGACGGAAGAGGCUCUUUUGUGUGUGCGGUGGGAAAGCAGUAAUGUCAAAGAGAAAGCUAGGUUUUGAGGCAGACAGAAUGCAAUUGUCAACCAUUGUGACACCUAAGCCACAGGGUAGUCAGAAAUUGCCUGGAAGCAAACCUUCAAGUACUCAAGAAAGGGCGUCAGUUUCUCAGGUCAAAAUGGGAAAGAAGCAAAAUGGAAAAAGCAAAAAGACUGAGGAGGAGAAUGAACCUGAAGAAUUUGUUGUAGAAAAGGUCAUUGAUCGCAGGGUUGUAAAUGGCAAGGUUGAAUACUACCUGAAGUGGAAGGGCUUUGGAGAUACUGACAACACAUGGGAGCCAGAGGAAAACUUGGACUGUCCGGAAUUAAUUGAAGGCUUUCUUGCAAAUCAAAAGGCUACAGUUGAGAAAACAGUUGAAAAAACAGAUUCCAACAAGAGAAAGUUGGAAAGUGAAUCGGAAGAAAGCAAAGCCAAGAAAAAAAAAGAAACUCCUGAUAAGCCACGAGGUUUUGCACGGAGUCUUGAACCAGAGCGAAUUAUCGGUGCCACAGACAGUAGUGGCGAGUUAAUGUUCUUAAUGAAAUGGAAAGAGUCGGAUGAAGCAGACUUGGUGCCUGCAAAAGAAGCAAAUGUGAAGUGUCCUCAGGUUGUAAUUGCAUUCUAUGAAGAGCGACUUACCUGGCAUUCGUGCCCAGAAGAUGAACAGCAGUGAUACCUUUGCAAAAGAACAUGCCAAGUUUUAACCUAAUGUGAGGUAGCUCUGUGAACUUGCAUAUGUUUUAUCGUCUCUUUUGUAUUGCCUUUUUAGCAAGUGUUGUAGGGAAGUGUACAUUUUAAUAUUUGUGGGUUUUAAGUUCUGUUAACCAGUAGAUACUUCUGAAGUGAGAGUCUGAUUACCAUUAGGUAGCUAAACAUGAAGCCCAUAGUACAACAUCUAUUGGAAGGUUUUUCUUGCAACUCCCUGAAUCUGGGUAAAAUUUGUGAAAUUAGACUUGUGACAAAAGCAGUAAUUCCAGUUUAUCUGGGUUUAUCCUCCUGACAUUUGGAGCACACCUAGCUUCCUGUAUUGUUGCACAGAAAGCUAAAAUCUGUAUGGGCAACGCAAAAUGCAUUUUUAAGUUGGGCUUUUUGUUUGAGCUGAAUGUUAGGUUUGUGCACUAUGAAUAGUAGAUACUGUUUUUUCACUUUUUGUAAAUAUGUUUGAACUGUUCAAUAAAGUUUAUGCUUCUCUAA
Polyodon spathula (Mississippi paddlefish) is the source of this 1296-nucleotide messenger RNA. RefSeq names its product chromobox protein homolog 3-like. Lineage: Eukaryota; Metazoa; Chordata; Actinopteri; Acipenseriformes; Polyodontidae. The record is from RefSeq and is a predicted model, not a curated record. The coding region runs from base 101 to 775 and encodes 224 amino acids. Gene Ontology annotation, biological process: chromatin organization; negative regulation of transcription by RNA polymerase II. Gene Ontology annotation, cellular component: nucleus; pericentric heterochromatin. The transcript is spliced from 6 exons. Gene Ontology annotation, molecular function: chromatin binding.